CUCAGAUCCGCACAGCAAAAGGCCAAUGCGACUAUCGGUGGUGGAAUCUUAACAACGAAGCCGAGUUUCGUAAUACGUCGUCUUCUUGAUUUCCCAUCGACCUUCUUAUCUCUUUCCCUUCAAUUUCACUGCUCCUUUCCCAAUUUCGCAUUCGUCCAUCAAUUUCGCAUUUUCUCCUCAAUUCCCAUUUCUGGUUUUGCUAUCCCGUUAAAUCCAUCUCUCCUUUCUUCUCUCUUCUUCGUUGAUUCCUAACCCCGAACAAUGGCUUCUGCUGCACCUCCCGUCCUCCCCGUCUCCAAUUCCCAGCCCACCGCUGGUGCCACGGCUGAAUCUGGAGGACCCGUUGCUACACCUGCCUUCCGUGCCUUCAUCGGGCACCUCUCCGAUACCGUCCGUAAUGGCCUUGCUCAGCGCCGUCCUUGGGGUGAGCUCGUUGACCGUACGGCCUUUGCGAAACCAGAGAGUUUCUCUGAAGCCACCCUCCGGAUCCGCAAGAAUUAUUCUUACUUUCGGGUCAAUUAUUAUGCUAUGAUUGCUCUGAUCCUUGCUGUGUCUCUGCUUACGAAUCCGUUCUCUCUUAUUGUCCUCGUCGGCUUGCUCGCUUCCUGGAUGUUCUUAUACCUCUUCCGUCCCUCUGAUCAGCCUUUGGUCAUUCUUGGUCGCACUUUCUCUGAUUUCGAGACCUUGGCGCUCCUGGGCGGCCUCACUUUGUUUGUGGUCUUUCUUACCAAUGUUGGAUCUGUUCUUGUUUCGGCUCUCAUGGUGGGUGUGGCUGUUGUCUGCGCUCACGGUGCCUUCAGGGUUCCCGAAGAUCUCUUCUUGGAUGAACAGGAGGUUUCUCAAACCACUGGGUUCCUGUCAUAUCUCCGGGGUGCUGCAACCAAUGCCACUGUCCCCUCUUCCGUACCUCCGGUCACUGCACGUGUUUGAGCAGAUCGGUGAAUCCAGAUCCAGGAGGAUAACAGGGUAAUGGGGUCUUGAUCUGAUCCGUGAAAUUCAUUGUUAGGACCUGGAAGUGAGAUAAACGCAGAAAAUAUGCUUUUGCCUUCUAUGACAAUGUAUUAACAAAUUUUACUAUACAUAGGGUGAAUCACAUGAGAUUUGUAGGGUUCUCUGUUAUUUUGUGCUGUUUCAUGUAGGAUUCGCAACUCUUGUUGGUGGAUCUACCAGUUUUUAUACUUGAAUUGUUUUGUUAUCUCUAUACUUCAAUUGUUUUAUUCAUUUUGGUAAUUUGGCUCUCUUAAAGCAGAUUGUGCAAAUGUUCUUAAUUGUGUUA
Messenger RNA from Neltuma alba, 1276 nucleotides. Its product is annotated as PRA1 family protein B4-like. Gene Ontology annotation, cellular component: Golgi apparatus; endoplasmic reticulum. The transcript has a single exon. Bases 262 to 930 code for a protein of 222 amino acids. Gene Ontology annotation, biological process: vesicle-mediated transport. The record is from RefSeq and is a predicted model, not a curated record. Lineage: Eukaryota; Viridiplantae; Streptophyta; Magnoliopsida; Fabales; Fabaceae.